This is a messenger RNA of Mercenaria mercenaria, 886 nucleotides long. RefSeq names its product ATP synthase subunit delta, mitochondrial-like. The record is from RefSeq and is a predicted model, not a curated record. The transcript is spliced from 4 exons. Gene Ontology annotation, biological process: proton motive force-driven ATP synthesis. Bases 1 to 600 code for a protein of 199 amino acids. Gene Ontology annotation, molecular function: proton-transporting ATP synthase activity, rotational mechanism. NCBI's taxonomy places the organism in Eukaryota, Metazoa, Mollusca, Bivalvia, Venerida, Veneridae.
AUGAAAAAUAUUGAGAACGAAUGGAAUUUGUGGUCCAAGAGUAAGCUCCCUUGCAGAUGCCCUUCCUCCAUUUUCUGUGCAAACAUGUCUCUUUGUCGGCAGUUUUUAAGAGGACCUCGACUGCUUUCUCAGUGUCAGAGGCUUUCAGUAUUAUCUCAGCAAAAAUGUAACGAAAGCACAGAUCCAGACAGCAUGUCAUUCACGUUUGCGUCCCCAGGAAAAGUAUAUUACAAUGCUGAGGUUGUGAAGCAAGUGGACGUACCAACACUGAGUGGUGUAUUUGGUAUUCUAGCGAGACAUGUGCCCACAAUAGCAGCUCUAAAACCAGGAAUUGUAUCUGUCUUUGAACAAGAUGGUGUCGCUCCGAAGAAAAUAUUUGUUUCCAGUGGCACAGUUACAGUAAACAAUGAUUCAUCUGUACAAAUUUUAGCAGAGGAGGCCCAUCCAUUGGAAAGCUUCGAGGCAAAGGAAGUGCAGCACAAUCUUCAGGAGGCCCAGAAUGCUGUGAACUCGGCAAAAACUGACCAGGAUAAAGCCGAGGCUCAGAUUGCCGUGGAAUGCCUAGAAGAACUUACUAAAGCCAUGGCCACUACUCAUUAAAAUCACAGAAACUUAGAUCUUCUCAUUUGUGUUAGAAACAGAUUUUACUUGUUGAAAGAAGAAUUUAAUGUUCUAGAGAUUACACAAGAGGGAAUUUAAAAAGUAUUAAAAAAGAUGUUUUCCCUAUGAAAGAGUGUAAAUUAUAUCAGGGCCAUGCAUUAUCUUUUAAAAUGCAUAUUCCUACCAUCAGGAAGUUUAUUGGUCGAAGUUUUGGAAUUUUUGUGUUGAAUGCUGUUAUUGUAAUCUACUAGAUUAAUAUUACAGUGAAUAAAUUAUAGACACACAA